ACUAAAGGUAACCAAACGAAACACUGAGCUAAUGCAAUACAUGGACAAAGGCCAGUUCAGUUAUUCAUUUCGUCAUGGAGUGGGACCUUUAGACUUACAGCAAGUACACGAUUUUAUCUAUUGAACUCGAUGCGUAAAAGUUUUUCCAAUCAGUGUGUGAAAUAAUUCUACUGACUGUAAUAAUAUUGAGUGAGCUGUAAGAGUGUAACCUGACAAUAUUCAUGCGCGGUUAUUUAUUUCAAUUUUCAAUUUGUUCCCUGACACAUAAUACACAAAGAUGUGUUUCCCAACAAAAAAUGUUCAGAAACGGGACUUUCUCGUAUCCACCUGAACUGCUUUGAAUGAGAUAAAACACAAAUCAGAAAGCAACCAUAAUACGCUGAAACUUGGCUCGACUGAUGCAUGGUUAGAUUUAUCCAAUUUCACCCCUGAACUAUCAUUUCGCAGGGAAACAGAACACAAGAUUUCCUUCUUCUCCCGUUGGAUAUUAAUGAUCGAUUAUUCUGUUUAGUACGUGUGAUUGAAGUCUUUUCCGUAUAAGUCACAAUCAAAUCAACACAAAAAAGUAGCAGUAGAUAAUAACAACGAAAAUGCAUGCUCUAGAAAAAAAUUAAGAUAAAAUAAAAACCGUGUUUUAGACAGUUUUCUAAGAAUCAACAAAACGACUCAAUAAAAUAUAACGUUAAUGAUAACAAAACGUUGCAUAUUACAAUAUUUUGAUACCAUAACCAUAUCUUGUCUUGAUAUUUCUGUGCUGUCAUAGCGAUACUUGAUAUUUCAUCGAAGGAAUCAAGAAAUCGUACAAUAUCUGUUUUGCAUUAAACGCAGACCCUGUCAGCUUGGAGCGAUCUCAAUCUUCAGUUCAGCAACGCCAUCGCACGGCGUCUCAUUCAACAUGUCAUGUCAAUUGUAUGGGUGCGCAGUGCUGCUAUUUUGGCGCGUACGAGUUCGACAUUUCUCUCCCCUACUUCUAUGUACGUAAUUCGAUGCGGACUCGCCUGAGGGCACCAUGGUCGCAAAAAAGGAUGUUGCCAAAGAUUUGUUCGGGAAAUGUGAGAGCUGGAUAUCUUGUUAAUAUGAUGUUCGUUAUUGAUGAGUUAUUUCAAUUCCAUUAAGUUCAAUUGAUCCAGUAGUUCUAUCUUCAAAUAAAAUACUAUUGAAUAAAGAACAUCAGAAUCAGAUAAUAUAAAUGCUUAUUAAAGACUGUCCCAGAAAGUAUGGACGCAACCAAAAACCGCUGCCAUUUCGCAAUGGUUCAGAAUCUGGCAAUUUUUAUGACUGCGUCGUGUUGUUUACACUCUUCUCUAAUCACUUGUGCAGUUGUUUAUUAGUUUUCAUUAGUUUGUUUCGAAAUGUGUGGACUUUCAGCAGAACAACGUCGGACUGUCACUGAGAAAGAUAGCAAAAAUGGAAGGAGUAAGUGAAAAAGUCGUGCGAAAUGCAAUUAGGAAGUUCGGUGAGGAUAACACCUUUGAGGAUAAACCGAAAACGGGUCGAAAAAAAGGUCCUGCUAACCCUCAGUUGCAUGAACGUAUAUUGAAGGCGUUCGAGCAAAAGAAGAAGGUUUCAGUUCGGGUUGUGGUAAAAAAGUGGGCACUUCGACGUCAAAUGUUCUUCGUGCUAAAGAACGUUUGAAUCUUUGAACCUAUAAGAAGCAGAAACAACCAAAACGUAGUCCGAAACAAAAAGCAUCGAUCAGGCCGAGGUUUCUAAAGCUGUACAAUACGAUUCUUGCUGGAAAUUUGAACUGCAUAAUCAUGGACGACGAAACCUACUUGAAACUCGAUUACAAAACCUUGCCGGGACCACAACAUUAUACGAAUCCACCAAAUUGCCCAGAACUUCGACCAAUUGAGGAAUUUACAUCUUAGGACACAUAUCUCGGCAGCCGAAACCAUUCAACAGUUCGAAAAAUAUUGAAAAAAAGUGUCAAAACUUGUCGCCAAGAAGUCUGUACGGAAUUUAAUGUGGGACGUUCGCAAGAAGGUGUGCCAGCUAGUCUACAAUGGCUAAGUAGCAAAUGUUGAGAAUAAUAUUCUGUUGUUGUAGUCUAAUAUUAUCAGAAUGUCGAAUAAAAUUUGAAUAUCCAACACUUGUGAAUUAUUUACAGCGAAAUCAAAGUGCGUCCAUUCUUUCUGGGAUAGUCUUUACAUUAUUAUAUUCUGAAUGUUAGAAUAUCAAAUAAAUGAAAAAUUCAUCUUCUAUAAAUAUUUUGUUUUUGUGUUUUGUUGCAAUUUGCCCAUGCAGAUUUUGUAAUGAUUUUUAAUAUUUUAACUCUUAUUUCGAACUAAAGAAUGUCAAUAUCUACCAUUGAGAUGUUUGGAUUUAAUAAUACAAUUUGUAAUUGGUUCACAAAUCACUUCUACCCGGAAGACGUUAUAUUCAAUUGAGAUGUAGAUAAAAUCGUUUUGUUGAUUUGUUCAUGGGUAAUACGAAAACACGAACGUUUCAGGAAAUGUUUAUCUGAAUUCUGAAAACACGGAUUUUUAGAAGACAUUUUCCAAGUUUUUUUUUGGAAACAGAAUCCUAAAUACUUCACAUUAAUAAAAUUAAACGUUAAACGUAGCAGGGAGAAAACGAUUAUUUUUAACUAUCGUUAGCUCGUUGAAGCUUCGUUCAGUUGCGAGUUCAAUGGAAAAUCUUCAAUACUGUACUCAGUUCCGGAAGAAAGGCAUUGAACUUGAACAUUUCACUCGAUAAGAAAUUCAAAUGUCUCGUGCAACCCGAUAUUAUUGUGUCCGUUUCCGGUUGCAUUAAACUAAGAAGGCACGCAAUUGUUUGCAGCACGGUCACGAUUAGUCCUCAAAUUGGUCAGUUCAUUCGAGCCCUUCCAACUGGCAGGAUGAAGUUCAAACCAGUGCUGGCCGGAGCGAGAACACUUUCGACAGAAUUCUGCGAUAACAGUUCGAUCCAUGGGGUGCGCUAUUUCGCAGAUCGGAAGGUCAUUUGGUGUGAGAAAUUCUGGUGGAUUUUGGUGUUUACGCUUUCUGUUGGUAGCUGCGGUCUACUAAUUCAACAAACCUACCGAAAAUGGAACGAAAGUCCGGUUAUUGUGAGCUUCGUCGAGAGGCCAACUUCAGUGUGGCAGAUCCCUUUCCCGGCGGUUACGAUCUGUCCCGAAGCAAAAAGUGCCUUCUGGAAGCUGAAUUUUACUGCUCAGUUUUUCACGUUCCUCAAUCAAUCGAGCGAGGAGCAUUCGAUUGAUUCUAGAACGGACUACCUUCUGGCAAUGACACAAACAUGUGAUAAAAAUAGCAUCGAAAGAUUUCUCAUGAGUGUUAGUACUGUACCAAACAAAACAUUGCAGGAAAGCUAUGCAUCACUCAUCUGGAAGUUGAGAAUUCCUAUUGAUGAUCUGCUCGUGGAGUGUUCGUUUCUCGGUGAAUCCUUCCCGUGUGACACUCUGUUCUACCCAACGCUGACGGAAGAAGGCAUCUGUCUGACUUUCAAUGGACUUUCAUCUGCGAACAUGCUUCGCUUAGAACAACUGGAAGAUCGAUAUUUAACUGGAACUUUUCCAACCCAGGACUGGUCAGUGGAGGAAGGCUAUUCUCCGGAAGCAACCUUCGAGGCAUAUCCAUUUCGAGCAGGAUCCGGUUAUUCGAUGGGGAUCUCCGUGUAUCUCAGCAAUCACCUGCUUCAUCACGAUCCUCUCUGUCGGGGAGUAACCAAAGGUUUCAAAUUGUUGCUACACACUCCGGCAGAUUACCCACAGAUUGCCAAAAAGUUUGUUCGUAUUCCCAUCAGCCAGGAAGUGACCAUCGCCGUCAAACCACAGAUGAUUACAACCACUUACGGUUUGCAAGGAUACACACCUGAGCGUCGGCAGUGUUUUUUCAACCAGGAACGUCAUCUGCAGUUCUUCCGCAUCUACACCCAGGGCAACUGUGAGCUAGAGUGCCUGACCAAUUACACUUUGCAGCUAUGUGGUUGUGUUUUGUUUUCAAUGCCCAGAAACGAUAGCGUGACAGUCUGUGAAACUAACGAGAUCCGUUGCGUUUGGCUAGCAAAAAGUUUACUUUACGACAUGGGUAUGACUGGUAACCGAGCGGAAGAAAUAAAAUUUCGUGCAAAGUGCGACUGCCUACCCGCAUGCACUGCUGUGCAGUACGACGAAGAGAUUACUCAGACUCAAUUCGACUGGUCGAACUGGGCGAGGACAUUCGGCAUUCCGGCAGAUCGACUCGAUGGGCAAUUUGUUUUGAUAACAUCAAUAUUUUUAUACAGGAUUGAAUUCGCUCAUCUCGCCGUUUACUACAAGGAGCCACAAUUUAUGCCACUAAGACGCAGUGAACUGUACGGGACUACUGAUUUCCUGGCAAACUGUGGUGGACUGCUGGGCCUCUGUUUGGGUGUCAGUUUGCUGAGCUUGGUUGAGCUACUAUACUACUGUUUGAUCCGACCGUUCACACUUUGGAAAGAGCAUCGGUCGUCUCGAGUGGAAGACCUGGAAGUUCCGGGUAUAAGCUUACUGAUGUAUCAAAGCAAGUGUGAUUGAGAGUCAAGGUGGAGAACAGUGAGGAUCAAAAUCUAAUGUAGAUCAAUGGCUUUCAGUAACAUUACUGUAACAAUCCUCAUUCAUUUCGAGAAUCACCAGAACUCUUGGAAGUUUUGAAAUUUUCCAUUCUGAACAAUGCGCUUAAAUUUAUGCUUCAAUUUUCGCAAAUUUAUAUUUUCAUGAAAUGUCCUAUGAUCCCAUGCUAAUGAAUUUUAUCCGAAUCCAGCAUCGUAUAAUAACAGAUAUUUUACCACUGUAAAAACGGUUUAGCUGGUGCAGGAAACUGGAAACCGGUAUAGUCGAAGUCGGUUCGUUUGGCCAACAACAGACCAAUUGAAAGAGCUCUGAGAAAAAUUUAGAUACAAAUACGUUUCUUGAGGCACGCUUCAUCCUGUAGUUCCGGAAAAGGGAAGUCAUAAUCGGCUUAAUUUAUUGAAAAUCUGAGUUCUUUGCAUUUAAUAUCUAAUUAUAUCGAAAACGGCAACUUGUAUAAGGAUGAUCACUUUGAUUAAAUUUAUUGCACUUCAAGUGUAGAAUCAUAUUCUAUUAAGUAAACAACUAUUUUACCUCAUAAUACGGGAAAAAUGCAUAAAAGUUAUUUCAGUCCAACUGCGAAUUUUAAGUUUCAAAUAAAUUUUUUUUAAGUCAGUAAUGUCAGAGACGCAACUGGAUGACAUGAACACGAAUAAAACUGCUUUUUCAAUUUUUAACAUUUUUCUUUUUUUCUAUAUGUAUUUAUUAUAAAAAAGUAAAACAAACACAAUAGAAAUAGAUUUAUGUGGAAUAAUUGCAUUUUUCAUGAUACUGUAGCAAAAUUAUGGCCACGACCGAUGUAUAACUUGUAACAAAAAUCAAAUGAAUCUAAAUAUUAUCAAAUUAUAACGCAAAAUAUUCGUACUUUGGCAUUUUCAGAGGGAAGUGUCGAAACACAUUCGGUAAAUUGCUCUAUCUGUAACAUAUAUAAAUGUAUGUCAUAAAUAAAAAAAUAAGAAAAUGCAAAUAAUUCCAAAUUUCUUAGAAUCCGCUCGGUUUUGGUUGUUUGAAUUUUGAAUUUCGUGAUUCAAAAGAAUAUUAGCAUUUUAUGAGAUUCAUAAUAACUGAUAGUACACGGAACGACCGAAAUUAGCUCUGCGCCUAAUUCGUAUUACUGUUUUUGAAUUAGUUGAUUUUAACAACAAAAUUUCCAAAAUAACUAUAAAAUUAGUUAUAAUUGAGAAUUUACUUUGCUGAAAAAAACUCUUAUUUUUAGAGAAUGUGUUUAGUUGGCGAAUAUUCUGGACACAAACCAGCAAUAUUUCAAUCCAGUACGAAAUUCUCAUUGACAACAAAUUUUGUUAUUAAAAUCAGAAAAUUUGUUUCUAUUUAUCCAUCACCAUCAUUACUGAAGGACAGGACAAA
This is a messenger RNA of Malaya genurostris, 5896 nucleotides long. RefSeq names its product pickpocket protein 28-like. Gene Ontology annotation, molecular function: ligand-gated sodium channel activity. The record is from RefSeq and is a predicted model, not a curated record. The transcript is spliced from 3 exons. Bases 2843 to 4498 code for a protein of 551 amino acids. NCBI's taxonomy places the organism in Eukaryota, Metazoa, Arthropoda, Insecta, Diptera, Culicidae. Gene Ontology annotation, biological process: sodium ion transmembrane transport. Gene Ontology annotation, cellular component: membrane.